CCGCACACGCAGAGCCUGGAGACGCUGAACCUGGGCCACAACCCCAUCGGGAACGAGGGGGUGCGGAACCUGAAGAACGGGCUGAUCGGGAACCGCUCCGUGCUGCGCCUCGGCCUCGCCUCCACCAAGCUCACCUGCGAAGGGGCGGUGGCGGUGGCCGAGUUCAUCGCCAAGAGCCCCCCCUCGAUUAGAGUGGGAAUCCUCCCCCCAUCCCACGGAAAAGGGAAUUGUGAAGCCCCAGGGCUCUCCGUUCCCAAACAUUCCAGAGGCUCCUCUUCUCCCUCACCACAGGUGAAGAGCUUCAUCGAGACGCAGAAGGCGCUGCUGGCCGAGAUCCAGAACGGCUGCAAGAGGAACUUCAUCCUGGCCAAGGAGCAGGAGGAGAAGGAGCAGCAGCUGCAGCCCUCGGCCUCCAUGCCCGAGAUCACCGUCACGGGCCCGGAAAACCGGGAUGGAGACAAGGAGGAGGACAAGGAGGAGGAUGAGGAGGACAAUUCGGACACGGACGAGGAAGGGGCAGAGCCCGAGGGCUCGGGCCCCCCCCGGCCCCCGGAGCGGCCGCAGGAUCGGCCCUGCCCGCCGCCGGCCCCCCGGGAAGCUCCUGCGGCCUCCACCGCGGCCUCCACCGUGGCCUCCACCGCGGCCUCCCCGGGCCUGCAGAGGAGGAUCUCGGUCUCCAGCCCCGGCAGGGGCCACAAGGUCUUCGUGGUGACGCGCGUGGAGCCCCUGCCCGACGGAGGAGACGCCGGGAGCCGGAUCCGGAUCCAUCCCGGGAGAACGGGGCCGUUCCUGAGGGCCACCAACCCGCGCCGGAGCCGGAGCCGGAUCCGGAUCCAUCCCGGGAGAACCGGGCCGUUCCUGAGGGCCGCCGGCCCGACCCGGAUCCGGAUCCAUCCCGGGAGAACGGGGCUGUUCCUGGGGCCGGCCGUUCCUGAGAGCCGCCGGCUCGACUCGGAGCCGGAUCCAUCCUGGGAGAACAGGGCAGUUCCCGGGGCCGUUCCUGAGGGCCACCAGCCCGACCCGGAUCCGGAUCCAUCCCGGGAGAACGGGGCCAUUCCUGAGGGCCACCAACCCGCGCCGGAGCCGGAUCCGGAUCCGGAUCCAUCCCGGGAGAACGGGGCGGUGGUCCCCGAGGGCCCCCGGUGUGGGACCCCCUCCCGGGACCCUCCCCUGCCCAACGGGCUCAAGGCGGAUUUCGCUUUCGCGCGGGCGCUGCCGGAGGCGCCCUCGGAGGGCGGCGGGAAAGGCGGGAGCUGCGGAGCCCAGCACGAGCUGAGCUGCUCCAAGAAGGAGCAGGAGCUGGAGGAGCUGCUCCUGGAGGAGCUGCUCCUGGAGGCCAGUCGGGAUCCGGGCCAGGAGCCGCUCUGAGGCCGCAGGU
This is a messenger RNA of Empidonax traillii (willow flycatcher), 1378 nucleotides long. Its product is annotated as protein phosphatase 1 regulatory subunit 37-like. NCBI's taxonomy places the organism in Eukaryota, Metazoa, Chordata, Aves, Passeriformes, Tyrannidae. The transcript is spliced from 7 exons. The record is from RefSeq and is a predicted model, not a curated record. The annotation marks the transcript as partial. Gene Ontology annotation, molecular function: protein binding.